GGGGGGUGGAGGUAUCCAGAGAGUUACAUUGACCCUGCUGGGUGGGUGGAGGUAUGUAGAGAGUUACAUGGACCCUGCUGGGGGGGUGGAGGUAUCCAGAGAGUUACAUGGACCCUGCUGGGGGGGUGGAGGUAUCCAGAGAGUUACAUGGACCCUGCUGGGGGGGUGGAGGUAUGUAGAGAGUUACAUGGACCCUGCUGGGUGGAGGUAUCCAGAGAGUUACAUGGACCCUGCUGGGGGGGUGGAGGUAUCCAGAGAGUUACAUGGACCCUGCUGGGGGAGUGGAGGUAUCCAGAGAGUUACAUGGACCCUGCUGAGUGGGUGGAGGUAUCCAGAGAGUUACAUGGACCCUGCUGGGUGGGUGGAGGUAUCCAGAGAGUUACAUGGACCCUGCUGGGGGGGUGGAGGUAUGUAGAGAGUUACAUGGACCCUGCUGGGUGGAGGUAUCCAGAGAGUUACAUGGACCCUGCUGGGUGGGUGGAGGUAUCCAGAGAGUUACAUGGACCCUGCUGGGUGGGUGGAGGUAUCCAGAGAGUUACAUGGACCCUGCUGGGUGGGUGGAGGUAUCCAGAGAGUUACAUGGACCCUGCUGGGGGGGUGGAGGUAUCCAGAGAGUUACAUGGACCCUGCUGGGGGGGUGGAGGUAUCCAGAGAGUUACAUGGACCCUGCUGGGUGGGUGGAGGUAUCCAGAGAGUUACAUGGACCCUGCUGGGGGGGUGGAGGUAUGUAGAGAGUUACAUGGACCCUGGUGGGUGGAGGUAUCCAGAGAGUUACAUGGACCCUGCUGGGGGGGUGGAGGUAUCCAGAGAGUUACAUGGACCCUGCUGGGGGGGUGGAGGUAUCCAGAGAGUUACAUGGACCCUGCUGGGGGGGUGGAGGUAUCCAGAGAGUUACAUGGACCCUCGUGGGUGGGUGACAGGAACAUGGUUAUGUGUAUAAUUAUGUGUACUCAACAUCAGAUGAUGUCAUAAUUAUGUGUACUCAACAUCAGAUGA
Molecule: messenger RNA, 996 nt
Organism: Oncorhynchus keta (chum salmon)
Lineage: Eukaryota; Metazoa; Chordata; Actinopteri; Salmoniformes; Salmonidae
Exons: 3
Coding region: 148-972 (274 amino acids)
Source: RefSeq, a predicted model, not a curated record